This is a messenger RNA of Saxophila tyrrhenica, 3138 nucleotides long. RefSeq lists its product as uncharacterized. The record is from RefSeq and is a predicted model, not a curated record. Gene Ontology annotation, molecular function: metal ion binding. The transcript has a single exon. The coding region runs from base 1 to 3138 and encodes 1045 amino acids. Lineage: Eukaryota; Fungi; Ascomycota; Dothideomycetes; Mycosphaerellales; Extremaceae.
AUGCCUUCCGCAGCUCGAACCACACGGUUCAAGACCCUGCAGACGCUGAACCUUGACUACGCCCCAGUCAAGCUCACCCAGUAUGAAUCUGCACGGACCGGCCUGAGAGUAGUGACAGUCGAUCACGCUGGACCCAGAGUGGAAGGGUACUUUGCUCUCGCCACCGAGAUCCACGACGACUCUGGAGCACCUCACACCCUCGAGCACCUAUGCUUCAUGGGCUCGAAGCGGUACCAGUACAAGGGUCUGCUGGACAAGCUGUCAACUCGAGCGUUUUCUACGACCAACGCGUGGACAGCUACCGACCACACCGCUUACACUCUUACCACAGCUGGAUGGGCUGGCUUUGCACAGAUCCUGCCGGUCUACUUGGAGCACUUAAUCGUGCCCACGCUGACAGAUGCCGGCUACUAUACAGAGGUCUUCCACAUCGACGGCAAGGGCCAUGAUGCAGGCGUGGUGUAUGCGGAAAUGCAAGGCGUGCAGAACGAUCAAGCAGAGCUCAUGCAGCUGGGCGCUCAGCGACUGCUUUAUCCCGAAGGCAAUGGCUUUCGAUAUGAGACUGGUGGUAUGAUGGAGCAGCUUCGCGUUCUAACGCCAGACCGGAUACGUGCAUUCCACAAGGAGAUGUACCAGCCGAAGAACCUGUGUCUGGUGUUGACUGGUGAGAUUGACCACAAGGAGCUCUUACACAUUCUGGACGACUUCGAAGAGACCAUCAUCGACGAUGUCCCGGACGUUAACGCACCUACAAAACGACCGUGGAUAGAUUCCAAGCCGACGCCACCGCUUUCACAGACGACCGUCGAGCGCAUCAAGUUUCCGGAGGAAGACGAAAGCAUGGGCGAGAUCAUGGUUGGAUAUCUGGGACCUGACUGCAACGAUCAGCUGGCAAAUGGCGCGCUCGCCAUCGUCCUUAGCUACCUCUGUGGGUCAUCAAUCACUGUGCUCGAGAACACUUUGGUGGAGAAGGAGCAGUUGUGCAGCAUGAUCUACUACUCUACAGACACCCGACCCGACGUUGUCAUCUGGUUCUCAUUAUCGGCUGUGGCGACCGAGAAGCUGGGAGAAGUCGAGCAACGAUUCAUGUCACUUCUGAAAGAGACGACUGCGAAACCACUGGAUAUGAACUAUAUCGCGGAUUGCAUCAAAAGAUACCGCAGGGUCAUCAAGAUGGGCGCCGAAAAUGCUGGACGCUUCUUCUCCACGCCGGCCAUCGAAGACUUUCUCUUCGGCCACAGGGAUGGUCGAGACCUCAAGGCGCUUGAGGAUCUGAAGGAGCUGGACACGCUGGAAGGCUGGAGCGACAAGCAAUGGCGGGACUUCAUGUCGAAAUGGCUCGCCGAUGCAAAGCACGUCACCAUCUUGGGUGAGCCGUCGAAGGAGCUAUCCGAGAAGAUCACUCGUGAGGAGGAAGCUCGUGUCAAGGCUCAACAAGAACGGCUUGGAGAAGAAGGUCUCAAGAAGCUGGCCGACAAGUUGGCAGAAGCGCGAGCUGAGAACGAUAAGCCCAUCCCAAACUCGCUGCUUGACAAGUUCCCGGUUCCAUCUCCCACGUCAGUACACUUCAUCUCAACCACAACCGCAAGAGCAGGCAAGGCUCGAAAGAUGGGAGAGCUGGACAACAACAUCCAAUCGAUCAUCGAAAAGGAUGACAACGACUCGCCACUGUUCAUUCACUUCGAGCACAUGCCUUCUAGCUUCGUUCGGAUCAAGCUUGCAAUGUGCACGGCAUCGGUACCUCUGGAACUCAAGCCACUUCUCACGCUCUAUAUGAUGAACGUUUUCGCCACCCCAGUCACGCGUGAAGGCAAGCGGAUGGAGUUCGAAGAGCUUGUCUUACAGCUGGAGAAGGAGACGGUGUCGUAUGGUGUCAACGUGGUAUCUGCCAACAGUGAGAUGAUCACUAUCGAGUUCGAGACUGAGCCUGAGUACUACAAGAGCGUCAUCGACUGGCUACGAACUCUGCUCUUCGAUGCCAUUCACGACCCGAAGAGAUUGUCCUCCUCACUCACAAAAAUACUGGCAGACAUUCCCGAGGAGAAGCGGAGCGGCUCAAGCAUGAUGGCUGCCGUCAACCAAAUGAUCCUGUACGAGCGGGAGUCGAGCGUCCGAGCACAAAACACCCUCUCCAAAGCUCUGUACCUCCGCCGCCUCAAGAAGCUGCUCGCCUCCAACCCGGACGAAGUCAUCGCACAGUUUUCCCAACUCUGCCAAUCCCUCCACCGGCCCGAAAACUUCCGCAUCUACGUCGCCGCCGACAUCGAGAAACUGCCCAACCCGGUCUCCGCCUGGUCUACUCUGAUCUCCGACUCCAAUCCCAACAAACCGCUCGAACCACUCGACAACAAAAAGGCCCUGCUCAGCAAAAUUGGGAAGAAUCCAGGCUCAACCUCCUACAUCAUCCCCAUGUCCACUGUCGACUCCUCCUGGGCUCUCCUCACCGCCAAAGGCCCAGACACCUACGACCACCCCGACCUCGCCGCCCUCAUGGUCGCGACCUCAUACAUGGACGCCGUCGAAGGCCCGCUCUGGGUCGCUGUCCGCGGGACUGGACUCGCCUAUGGCACCAGGUUCCGCCGAUCAACAGAGACAGGGCUACUGCAGUUCUCCAUCUCCCGCUCACCGGAUACCUUCCGCGCAUUCUCCGCUGCCAAAGAGCAAGUCGAGGGCUAUGCGAGCGGAGCGUUCGAACUAGACAAAUACGGUCUCGAAGGCGCCGUGAGCGAAAUCGUCCUCGGAAUGGCGGAAGAGCAGCCCAUCUACGCUUCCGCCGCGCACCAGAGCUUCUUGAAUCAAGUGAUCCGCGGGGUGGACAAGGAGUAUAGUCAUAAAAUGCUGGCUCAAGUGCAAGAUGUGACGGCUGAGCAGGUUAGGAGCGUGAUGCGGAGGUAUAUGGUUCCGGUGUUCCAGGCGGGGACGGCGAAUCUGGUUGUUACGUGUGCGCAGAUUAUGAAGGAGAAGCUUGGGGAGGCGUUUGAGGGGGCGGGUUUCAAGCCCGAGGUGAAGGCGUUGGCGGAUUUCCAGGACGAUUAUGGGAUGAAGGGGGAUGGUGCGGAUGGCGAUGAGGAUAUGGAGGAUGAUGAUGGGGAGGGGGAGGAUGAUGAGGACGACGAUAGCGAUAAGGAUGACGAGUGA